CUCUUGAAUGUAAAUCUGGAGGCAAUAUAAUUUUUAAAUAUAUUAUUUUUCUCAUUUUGUGACUGACGCGUACGUCCUGCUAAAAUCUCUUUGAAGAGGGAUUGAAAUUGAAAUGUUUUUAUCGGUGGUUGUGAUUUUUGCUAUUUUGGAAUCAUUUUCUUUGCUACAUGGCGUUCCCGUUUUCGAGCCUGUUGGAUGUUUCCAAGACAGCGGUAUUUCACCUCGCCCCAUGCCUCUGCUUCUCAAGGAUUUCCGACCAGGAAUGAACUGGAAUAACAUCGAUGCUGUUAUUAAGCAGUGCGCCGGCUUGACGCACAGCAAAAGCCUUAUUUACUUUGGGCUCAAAUAUUAUGGACAGUGCUGGUCCGGAGCAACCGCCGGAAAAACGUACAGUCGAGACGGGCCAGCGGAAAGCUGUGUGAAGGGAGUAGGAGUUGAAUCUACUUUCUUCGUGUACAAAUUUUACGACUAUAGUUAUCAAGUUCCCGGAUGUAACGCGGCAUGGAAGGCUCAAAACGACUUCUGUUUCAUCGUGAUCUCAAAACACAGUUCAACCUGGAAUGAAACGAAGAAUUACUGCCAAGAAAGCGGAGGGCAGCUGAUGCAUGCCACUGAUAAAAGCACUUCUCGGUUGCUUGAGCAGUUUCUGUACACCAUCCAAUUGAACUCAGAAAGUUCUUCAACUCAAUGCAUAGUAACUGGACCUGCAAACACAAGCUCCUUCUCGACACUGCCUCUUGACAAACAAUCUGUAUCUAACAGUACAACGCAUAUCUGCGCCAUUAGAUCGUCAAACCAGUGGAAAUUACAGGGAUGCAGCGUUAACAGCUGUGAUGAAUUGUGCAUUGCACCAAGAGACACAAGUCCUGUGGCUGGAACUUUCGUACAACACGCUACGGACUCCGCCGUAACAGGUCACGUGAUCACAAGUAUGUUGGUCGAUGAUGCCACGGCGUGUGCGCGUGAAUGCCUGCUGUAUCGUAACUGCGCGUCGUUCAACUACGAGUACGUACCGACAGCCGGCCGAGAAUUGUCGAGUUCAGGAAUGAUCUGUGAGUUGAAUGACGAAACAAGGAACAGUCACGAUGUACAACUUCGCAAACGGCGCGGUUAUAACUAUUAUGAAAGAUUACAGAUGUAAUGUUAGUUUUCCCCAGUUUCUUGAUAUAUAGAGAGAAUUAUUGUGUACUCGUUUUUAGUUUUGCAUUUUCUCUCUUUCUUUUAACGCGUCAGCGUUGAGCUUUAGGAUUAAGUGGACAGCAGCCUUGUUUACUAGAAACUUUAUUUGUAUGGUACCUCACUCUCUCUCGUCUCCUUCUUUCUUUCUAUCCCCGCUGAUUGUUAGGGAAUCCCUGGGAUAACUUGUGACCGUAUACAGAUCGUCCGAUAUGUGAAGGGGUUGCCUUUUUGACCAAUAACAUGAUGACAUUCCCGCCAAAAAUACAUUUCCGCCAGUCACAAUCACAAUAGCCCUUUUUUACGUUUUAACUUUCUAAGAUUAUUGUAUAAGCCAAGACGUCGGCAAGGUAAUUUCGUGAAAUUUGAGUUGCAGUUCCCACCUAAACUUGCCUGGCAUCCACGUUGGAUCACAUUGUAAUUCAAAUGAGAGCAGGUAAUCGUUAAAAAGACUAUUUAAUAAUCGAAUGCUAUUCUUCCCCGUUUGCGCUAUCGGCUACAUUUCGUGCGCUUGCCAGAACUUGCAUGUUUUCUCCCACGUACAUCUGAUUGCAUCUUUCGGUUCAAAUCCGAUUGAGUUCAACGUAUUUCAAGGUGUUUUGUAGUAUUUUCUGGCUCUAUAAUGACAUUUUAAUAUGGUAAAAAGGUUGAGCAACUUUCUAGCCCUAUAAUUAUGUAAUAACAAUACUUUGCGAUGAUAAAAUUUCAAAA
This is a messenger RNA of Orbicella faveolata, 1887 nucleotides long. RefSeq lists its product as uncharacterized. Lineage: Eukaryota; Metazoa; Cnidaria; Anthozoa; Scleractinia; Merulinidae. The record is from RefSeq and is a predicted model, not a curated record.